UAAGCCGAAUAAAUUAUGCAAACUGACACGAUAACAUCGUGGUUCUACCACAAAAUUCACAUUAUUUUUCUCUCCAAUAGUGAAAGUGUUCCUCCAAACAGGAAGGAACUACUCCGCGUAAUGUAAUUGCACCUACUAAUAUUUCGAGAGUUAUGUACCUUCGCAAAUAUUAUUUCCUAAACUCAUUAUCAAUCAUUAUCAACACGCGAUUAUUAAAAUUUACGGAUAAAUUAUAAAAUCAUAUGUUUCCAACAAAAACGCGCGGACCGCCGAGUGUGGUAGACCGUGAGGAGUUAAAAAAAUGGAGAAGAUGACAGUGGAACUUGCUAAAGAUGAAGCUGUGCCAUUAGAAGAAGCUAUUGAUAAAGCUGGAUUUGGCCUCUACAGCUACUUACUGAUCUGUCUCACCGGCCUUGGGAUUAUAUCAUUCGUCUGCAUCAGCUAUGGAAGCACCAUCCUCAUUCCCGCGAGCGCCUGUGAGCUGAAGACCACCACUGGUCAGCAAGGGGCGCUCGCUGCAGCGCCGGUAGUAGGCUCAAUCAUCGGCACGCUAGUAUGGGGGUACUUAGCAGACACGCGCGGUCGCAAGAAAAUGCUCAUGUACUCCUUAUUGGGCGCCGCUAAGAUCAACGCCUCCGCUAGCAUCUCUGUCAACUGGAUCAUGCUGAUGUUGUUACAGUUCGUGGCGGCCAUUUUUGCCUCCGGUAUAUAUACGAUGUUCAUGGCUUUAUUAUGUGAGAGCGUCCCGAUGGUAAGGCGUAACAUGGUAGUCCUGUUAGUUACCAGUAUCUUUCUGCUUUCACAGGGUGUAAUGGCAGUUUUGGCCAUACCCAUCAUCCCUCUGAGCUUCUCUAACUACCUCCCGAUAUUGGGCAUCUACUGGAAUUCUUGGCGGACGCUCGUCAUCGUGUACUCUCUGCCGAGCAUUGUCGCAGCAAUCUGCUUAUACUUCAUGCAAGAAAGCCCCAAAUUUGUCUACACCAGGGAGAUAGGGAACAAGCUUUGCAACAUAUAA
Molecule: messenger RNA, 1015 nt
Organism: Manduca sexta (tobacco hornworm)
Lineage: Eukaryota; Metazoa; Arthropoda; Insecta; Lepidoptera; Sphingidae
Product: synaptic vesicle glycoprotein 2B-like
Exons: 5
Coding region: 302-1015 (237 amino acids)
Biological process (GO): transmembrane transport
Molecular function (GO): transmembrane transporter activity
Source: RefSeq, a predicted model, not a curated record